AUGGCACCAGUAACCCGCGCGUCUGUCGCCCCUGUUACCCCGCAGAAGACCUUCAGCAGAACGGCUUCUGCCACCCCCGAGGCGAGGAGCCGUCCGCGAUGUCAAAUCUGCAUGAAGCUUCGCAAGGGCCACCCGCGCACGGGCUGCCCGUACGGAUCACCACAAACGGAUGACAACUCCAUAGUUGAUACGUCCCUUGCGAGUGCCCUCAGCUCUCUGCGUAUCAGUCCAGAAGCGGAGAUUGCGCCUGCAACACCUGCGGCUACUACGUCCUCUGUGCCCGAGGACAUGAGCUCUAUAGCGAAGAUUCGGCGAGAGCGGAGACGUCUCAUGCCGUGUACACUCUUUCCUUAUGCAAGCGACAAUCGAACGAGCGAAUCUCCUAGUCCUCCGUCUACCCCGAGCGUGGAAUCUUGGAAUCCUGACAAGUGCGCCGAGGAUCCCGGCCUUUCGGAACCAUCGUCCCUCGCGCGACGACCUAGUACGCAUUCGUCGCGUCCCAUUGUACGCUCUGCGAGCGAGAAUGCCAGAGAAAGCUUCCUCGACGAAUUGGAACGUGUCGCUUCGCAUGUACCUGUGUCUGUCUACAUGGUGGCAACUACGGACGUGGAGCAGCUACAGUCGUCUGCGAAGGAUCUCGGCUUUCAUACCGCCGCAGUCGUCCCGGAAGACCGUACGCAGAAGGACGAAGUGCCGCUAGUCAUUGGCACAGACUAUGCUGCUGUCGGGGACGUCCGUGACAGGCUAGUGAAGGAGGAUGUUACAACGGUGAAACGCAACGGCGAGUAUGGGUUAGCGCAUAUUGCUGGAGGGGUCAUGGUUGGGGCGGCGGCCAUAUUUACAAGCUUGCUCAUGUGA
This is a messenger RNA of Peniophora sp. CBMAI 1063, 858 nucleotides long. Lineage: Eukaryota; Fungi; Basidiomycota; Agaricomycetes; Russulales; Peniophoraceae. The record is from the annotation of a GenBank genome assembly.